AUUUCUAAAGUUGACACCAGUCAACGGCGCGGCGCAGAGCGGAACGUCACUACUAGCAACCAAGUUAAUUUUUCCACACGGACAAUAAUAACAGCAGAACAAAAUGGCCAUGUCCCUGCUCAGGUUAGGUCGACUUGGAUCUGUCAAGUGUCUCUUGCGUGGAGGCUGGAGCCCACCAAAAACCCAGUUUGCUGCAGCUCUGUGCACUAAAGCGGACGUCCCACCGAAAACACCGAAAAAGGGAAAGGCUUCAAGUAAGAGUAAGACCAUAGAGGCAGAUGAGAGGGCAUCUCUUCUAGCCUACAAGCCUGCAGUUGCCUUCCCUUCUAAACUGGUUGCCACAGGAUUUCUUUCCAAAGAUGUAGCAUUAGGUGAAUCUGAAACUGCUAAGGCUGCUUUCACAACUCCUGCAAAUGAGAAGACAACUGACAGUCCUCCAGCCGAUACGGCAGCAGCUGAUGUUGCUGUAGAAGAGCCAAAGAUCACUGAAAUCCCAACUACUGGUAAAGCGCCUACAGAAGGUGAAAGAAGUAAGGCCUUGGAUCCUGACUCAGAAGCUAAGAAAGAUGAUGAAGAUACCUCGUCCUCAUCCUCAUCCUCCAGUGACUCUGAUUCAGACUCUGAUGAUGAGGAACCUAAGACUGAACCACCACAACAGACUGGUGAGAAAGCAGAGAAGAAGGAUUCUAGUGUGGCAAAUGAACAAGUUGAUCUUGCAGACAAGAAAGCAAAGCCUGUAUCUGCCUCGUUUAAAGAAGAAUGUGUUGAAACUGUGAAAUCGACACCAGAAGUGCUUGCACCAAGUGCUAAACCAGUUGGAUCAGCAGAGACCCUUGUUGAUCCUGCUCCUAUAGUGUCUUCCUCAGCAACUCACGCAAUUUCUGCUCCUUCUCCUAAAGUGUCUUCCUCAGCAACUGAAGCAAUUUCUGCUUCUUCUCCUAAAGUGUCUUCCUCAGCAACUAAAGCAAUUCCUGAUCCUGCUCCUAAAGUGUCUUCCUCAGAAACUGAAACAAUUCAUGAUCCUGCUUUUAAAGUUUCUUCCUCAGCAACUCAAGCAAUUCCUGAAGCUCCAGGAGAAUCUCUGAAUGUUGGCACUCCUGAUAUUAUAGCAGAUAUCCCAGCAACAGAAGUUAAAACUGUUCCUACAGAGGAAUCAAUAAUCAAAGCAGAAGAGGCUGCCAGUGUUGUCCCAGAAGUCUCUACAAAAGCUAGUCAUUUAGCUAGUCCUCCUGAGGCUCCUGGAGAUGUUGCACCUAAAUCUGAGGAUCUCUCGGCCAAAGCUGAGGCAGGAGCACCGUCAGCCCCUUCAGAAGAGCUGGUAGACCCUGCACCUGCAGCUGCUGAUGCUGUCGAGGCACUGGCUCAGACAGAUGUUGUGGAAACACCUGAGGAACAAGCCCCAGAGAAAGCCCCAGAGCCGGAGCCUGAACCCUUCGACAACACCACCUACAAGAACCUGCAGCACCAUAACUACAACAUGUACACCUUCACUGAUAUGGAUGUAGAGAUGGCCAAAUACCGUCUGCCCCAACCUUCCUCUGGCCGACCCUCACCUCAACACUGAGCCUUUACUGCAUGGCCUGUGUACAUUUUGUCCACAACCCUGUUUAUUCAUCAUGUUCCUUUGUUCUUACAAUGAAUUGCUGACAAAUUUCAAGCUUUAUGGUAAAACUCUGCAAAUAGUGUAUUAAAACAGAUGAUCUAACUUAA
Molecule: messenger RNA, 1710 nt
Organism: Danio rerio (zebrafish)
Lineage: Eukaryota; Metazoa; Chordata; Actinopteri; Cypriniformes; Danionidae
Source: RefSeq, a predicted model, not a curated record